This is a messenger RNA of Peniophora sp. CBMAI 1063, 273 nucleotides long. Lineage: Eukaryota; Fungi; Basidiomycota; Agaricomycetes; Russulales; Peniophoraceae. The record is from the annotation of a GenBank genome assembly.
AUGCCCUGUGGUUCGCCGUUCUCGUUCGCACGCCUCCUCACCUUCACUGCACCAUGGCCGACUCAGCACGACAUACCAAAAAUUGACCCUUCCUCCUCCACCCCACUUUUCGACUUCUUCAAGCUCUACGCGAACAAUCGCCAUGGAUUCCUCUACAACCCGUCUGCUCCCGCCACGAGCGAGUUUCAGAGGCUUCUCACGGGGCCCCGGAGGAGGCAGCCUCAGUUGAGUCCUCAGGCCUCAGGAGCAAGAAGAGGCUCGCGCGGCGUUUGA